UAACUUGGGACAAAAUGAUCCUUGACUGAAAUAUCAAAGUAUAUUCUUCAUUUAAACUCCCUGCAAAAUUCCUGUAAGUUCCUAAGAAAAUCCAUACGUUUAUAUUAUCUUUCCGUCUUUUUUUACAGGAAUUUAUUUCAUAUUGUAAUAAGCGCAUAUCUCGACUAAGGGUGAAAAAACAACAACAACAACAUUUUUUGCAAUACGUGCAUAAGCAAUUAAACUCGGAAAGAAAAGAUGAAGCGACGUCACCUUGUAAUGCUGUAUAGGCCAGUGGGAAUCCAUACAAACGUUGUGACGUCACCGGUUACAACAAGUCGUGUCUACUAGAGCAAAGAGCAAAGUGUCGAGAAACAAAAACUUCUGGCAAAGUAUGGAUACUGGAAUGGAGUGGGAGCUAAUCUACGCUGAGGAAGUCCAAGAAUACGUCUCUGAAAAUGGGUUAUCGAAUAUUGAACAGUUUUUCAAGGAGAAACUGGAGGGCUGGCAAGACGUUGAAGUGAACAUCGGUGUCACGGGAGAUUCCGGAACUGGCAAAUCCAGCUUUAUAAAUGCUAUAAGAGAACUCGAUGAUGAUGACGAACAAGCCGCCAAGGUGGGCGUUACGGAAACAACCAUGGAACCAAAAUGCUAUGACCACCCUAGCAACCCAAAGAUCAAGUUUUAUGAUUUGCCAGGAAUUGGCACGCCAAAUUUCCCCGACUUGGACUCGUACUGUCGAGAGACCAACCUGGAGCAGUACCACACCUUUCUUAUUUUCACUUCUACCAGAUUUACCAAAAACGACCUCAUCCUGGCCCAGAAAAUCCGUUCGUUGAAGAAGAAGUUUUUCUUCGUUCGCACUAAAAUUGAUGACAAUGUGCGAGCGGAAAGGCGCAAAAAAUCAUUCAACGAGAGAGCAAUGUUGGAAAAAAUCCGCAGCGACUGUGCGGAGAAUUUGUCCGACUUACUGGAGAAAAGGCAAGAUGUCUUCUUGAUCAGCAACCACGACCCUUCGAAGUGGGACUUCGAUCGUUUAACUAACGCCAUCCUGGAUGUUCUUCCGACGCGCCAAAAAGAGGCCAUGUCCCUGACCCUUGGAGUCCUGACAACAUUGUCGAAGGACCUUCUUAAGAGAAAAGUCAAGGUACUUCAGGGGCGCAUGUGGAUGAUUGCAGGAGCAUCGGCGGCUGGAGCUAUUGUUCCGAUCCCGGGUCUUUCAAUUGCUUUAGAUCUUGGGUUGAUACUUAACGAAGUGAAGUUCUAUAAGUCACAGUUAGGAAUCCCGGACGAGGGGUCGGAAAGAUUUCAAACCCUGCACGCGGAUACUCAAGAUCAGAUCAAACGUAUUUGUAUUGACGGGGUGGCCAUUCGCUCCCUUAUGAGUACGUUUGCGACUGAAUCAGCAGUGGAGGAAGUGGCAAGGUUCAUUCCUUUCAUAGGUUCAGUGAUCGCUGGAAGCCUGUCAUUCGCUGGAACAUACUACGUAUUGGGGCAGUGCCUGGAAAAAAUCGAGGCUCUUGCCAUUAAGGUGCUGGAAGAAGCUGCCCAGUCAUCGGUAGAUGACCUUGACAUCGAUUAAAACAGGAACUAUAGCUGCUAAUUUCAUAAAGACGAUUUUGUGUUCCUAAACUCUUAAUCUACGACAUGAUUAUGUAAGUGCACAGCUAAACUGAUGAAACUAAAUUACUUGAUUAUCCUUAGAAUUGUCAGAAGGACUGUUCCGUCCAGUUCCUGUUAACCUGUGCAAUUUUGAGUCGUCUAGCAACUUUUUUUGUUUCGUGUAGCGUUGCACGUAGAACUCAAGUUGCAUUGCAUUGCUUUUCUAUCAAAGUCAUAGUUAUUAACUACGAUAAGAAUUAAUAAUAAUUAAGAAGGUUCUGGUCAA
Exaiptasia diaphana is the source of this 1867-nucleotide messenger RNA. Its product is annotated as interferon-inducible GTPase 5. Bases 374 to 1561 code for a protein of 395 amino acids. The record is from RefSeq and is a predicted model, not a curated record. The transcript is spliced from 3 exons. Gene Ontology annotation, molecular function: GTP binding. NCBI's taxonomy places the organism in Eukaryota, Metazoa, Cnidaria, Anthozoa, Actiniaria, Aiptasiidae. Gene Ontology annotation, cellular component: membrane.